AUGUCUGCAACUUCGCCGCCUCCUCAGGAGCAACUACAAGCCAACACCUCGGCUCAACUCGACCCCACGACACAGUCCACGUCCACCGCGCAAGAGGCAUCCCACCGCCUCGCCGAAGCGAUUGAUGAUUUCUUGGGCGACCUGGACAAGAAAUUCAGUAACAUAAGCAAUGAGAUACUGACGCGACUGGACGAUAUGGCCGAGCGUUGCGACCGACUGGAGCAGGAGAUCCUCUUGAGGGAUAGUGGUGCUGUGAAGGGCCUGGGCAUUGGUGAGAGUGCGAAGGACGGCGAUACUACAGGCUAG
Cyphellophora europaea CBS 101466 is the source of this 306-nucleotide messenger RNA. RefSeq lists its product as uncharacterized. NCBI's taxonomy places the organism in Eukaryota, Fungi, Ascomycota, Eurotiomycetes, Chaetothyriales, Cyphellophoraceae. Bases 1 to 306 code for a protein of 101 amino acids. The transcript has a single exon. Gene Ontology annotation, molecular function: transcription corepressor activity. The record is from RefSeq and is a predicted model, not a curated record.